GAUCACUCACGCAGAACACUCCCCACGUCCUCCCCCCCCAUGCUUCGAUGCAGUAGCAAGAACAACGAACCUAACCUGUACUAUGCAUGAAGGGUUGUCUAGCCCUGUGAUGCACCUAUAAGAUUAGGUAGUGGCUUUUUGAUCACCUUUUCGCCUCCCUGUUAGCUUCCUGAUUCACCUCCGAUGCUGCCACAUCUGGGUCCACUCUUUCAAGUCUUGACGGAAUCCCACAAGUCCUAGUACCUGAUGACAGGUCUAAAGAAUGCACUUGAGUUAUUCCCAUGUAUGUAACAUACACCAUGACAUACACUUUCUCCACUUUCAUAUGCGUUGUCCUACAGAACCUGCAUGGUUGGAAACCUCCGGGCAAGAACUCGGUUGGCUGGGAGAGCCUAUAUGCUAUAAGAAGCAGGACACUUCCCAGCACCCCACCAAGUCCUCAGUACCAUCUCAACUUCUUUUUUGCAUCCGACCUUUUCUAGAUACUUUGUUGUAACGGCCGUUUUCACAAUGUCGGAUACCGGUGAUCUCAGUCACCAAGCCAUCAGCUCCUAUUUUAUAGGACCUCAGGCUGAGAAUAUGAAGUACUUCAAGGACAAUAUUGCAACUAUCCUCCAAGAGCUUGAAGUGGCUCGGAAAAAAUACAGCUUCGAAGGUGAUCAGGAAUUCAUCACCUCCAGCAUACAAAACUCCGAUGAAUUCCAGCGGAUUACAAGGAAUUUCUCUCACGCGGUUAAAAAGGCCGCCCAGCUGCUGGGCUCUCAUUCGAUUCCCUUCUGGAAUCCUCGCUACCAGGCUCACAUGUCCACUGACCUAAGCAUGCCUGCGCUUCUGGGAUAUUUCAUGACUAUGAUCUAUAACCCUAACAAUGUUGCCCUAGAGGCUAGUCCUCUGACUACUGUGGCAGAAAUGGAAGUUGGAGAGCAGCUCUGCCACUUGUUUGGAUACAAUAUCGAUCCCACGAGGAAGGAUGUGCCCACUGGCUGGGGGCAUGUUACUUGCGGCGGGACUGUAGCCAAUCUUGAGUCCAUCUGGGUGGCGAGGAAUCUCAAAUUUUAUCCUUUGGCCCUCCGAAAAGCGAUGAGUGAGAUUGUUGUGGUGAAUGGACAAGAAAAAAGAGGACCGUUGAACUAUGUGGCUGACAGAUUCAUGGUGACCACCUGCAAAGGCGAAAGCAAGCUUUUCGCAAACCUGUCGACUUGGGAGCUGCUCAACCUGAGACCAAAAACGGUUCUUGAUCUACCACAGGCACUACAUGAGCAGUUCAGCAUCUCGCCCAAGUUUUUAGAAUCCGCUCUGCAGAAUUUCAACAUCCAGUCAACGGGCAAAGACAGUCUCGAAAGGGAAUUCGAGAUCAAGAAACCGAUCAAGUAUUUCCUUUCUAAUACUCGACACUAUUCUUGGCCCAAGGGGGGAGCCAUAACCGGUCUUGGAUCUGAUGCAUUUGAGGGCAUUGAGGUCGAUGAUGCCGCGCGCAUUAACCUCGAUGUUCUUGAAAAGCGUCUUCAGCAGUGCCUUGACGAAGGACAGGCGGUCUACGCCGUUGUGGCCAUCAUUGGCUCAACCGAAGAAGGUGCUGUUGACAGGCUAAGCUCAAUCCUAGCCAUGCGCCAGCGCUUCCAGUCGAAAGGGCUGUCAUUCCUCGUCCAUGCCGAUGCCGCGUGGGGAGGCUAUUUUGCCACCAUGCUCCCCAGAAACCUAUAUGAUAUGCCACGGGGACCAAGUGCGAGUCAGCCUGAAGAUGGUUUCGAUGGUGGAGCAGAGGGUUUUGUUCCAGACCUAAGCUUGAAGUUGCAGACUCAAGAGGACCUUCUUGCACUGAAGUAUGCGGAUUCUAUCACUGUAGACCCGCAUAAAGCAGGCUAUAUUCCGUACCCUGCCGGGAGCCUGGCGUAUCGCGAUGGCAGGAUGCGAUAUCUGGUCACAUGGACAGCCCCAGUACUUUCCCAGGGCUCUGAGACCGGAAUGGGAAUUUAUGGCGUUGAGGGCAGUAAACCUGGAGCUGCAGCAAUGUCGACCUGGCUCUCGAACAAGUGCAUUGGGCUCAAUCCUGAAGGAUAUGGCGCUUUGCUCAGCGAAGUAUCUUACACAUGUACCAGACUCUCCGCUCACUGGGCCGCUAUGACCACGAAAGACGACGAGUACUUCGUCUGCGUCCCAUUCCACAAACUUCCCUCCGAAUGGAAAGAUCCCUACAACGAGCAAGCGAUAGAGGAGGAGAAAGAAAGGAUCCGCCGAGAGAUCCUUCCCAAAAGCAAUGGUGAAAUUGUUCAAAGCGACGUUGGGAAACCCACAGAUGAGAAACUCAUGACUCUUCUCCGGGGUCUAGGUUCAGAUCUGAAUAUAAAUGCAUUUGCACUCAACUGGCGGUACGAGGAUGGAACCUGGAACGCUGACAUCGAAGAAGCCAACUACCUCAUGAGACAUGUCAUAGAACGUCUUUCUAUCAGUUCACCAGACCAGGAUCCCACCAAGAUCCCGUUUUACCUGACGUCGACUGAGUUCACCAACGAACUAUAUGGCAAGUGUGCGAAGGAGUUCAAGAGAAGAUUAGGUCUUCCCCAGUGUGAUCGGUCUUUGUUUGUGUUUAGGAAUGUUGUCAUGAGUCCAUUCCCGACGGACAACGACUUCAUUAGCACGAUGGUAGACUACUUUCGCUCCGUAGUCGAGGAUGGAGUCAGGCUAUGCCGCAAGCGGAAUGCUAGAGGCCCAGCUAUCCACCGAUUCAUCAUGCAGGGAACUGACCAGGUUUUCUUGGCUUAUCAACCAUCGUUCCACAUGGGCAAGCACCGACAACAAAUCAUUCUAGCUGUGGAGCUUGAAGACCACGCUAAGUCAGAUUACAUCGAAGUCCGAGAAUCCAACCCCGAGGAUCCUAUCCUUCUCAAAUCAUCCUUGGAAGUCGACAUCCAGGACCUGGUAAACGAAUGCAGCCACGGCCGCCCUGCGAGUUUCAAGGGAACUAUAUAUACACGCCAUGGUGGUCCGGUCCGCUCUUCCACAACCGUGACAUUGAAGCGCGUGAUCAAGAGUCGUCCCCUCAACUCCGCCCAUCGAGAGGCCGACUAUCCCGAAGAUUUCAUGCCGUUCUACCUCUAUGGCUCUGGAAAGCAGUGGCACAUGUCACAUAUGCUUCUACAAGCACCCAAUGCUACAUUCUCGGCUAACAAUGUGACCUUAGACGAGGAGCUAGCCACUUCGCUCAAGCAAGAACAUGCCGAGAAAGGCGCUAUCCUUGCUUUGACAGAAGUACCUGAGCAAUCGAUGCAGCCUUUCCCAAGCUCCAAACAUGACCUGCCGGGAGGUUUCUUCUUCCAGCCCGACAAGAAAUACAAGGUAAAGGUGUGGGAUGAUCCAAGAGAUGCAUCAGCAGCUGGGCCCGGACUGUUGGAAGGCUUGGGGAAACCAGUUGAGGGAACUAUUACAUUAACCAAUGAGGUUCACUUCGAUCUGGAAUGGAUCAAUAAGGAUCCCUUCGAGUAUGAGGAUAAAAUGGGUAAAUGGCGGGACGAGUUCAGCCAGAUUGGGAAAAAGCUGGAAAAACGAACUUGAAAGAAGAAUUGUGGCAAGAUAUCCGUAUUAUAGUUUAGAACCACAGGGCAGUUCCAUUGUGCUUUUGAAGUGUGCUGCAGUAUAAGUCAAUCAAUGAAGCACCCUUUAUCUCCACGCUAUACCCAAACAGGAGCACCAAUACCAAGAUAAGAUAAAAUCA
Messenger RNA from Aspergillus alliaceus, 3712 nucleotides. RefSeq names its product pyridoxal phosphate-dependent decarboxylase family protein. Gene Ontology annotation, molecular function: pyridoxal phosphate binding; carbon-carbon lyase activity. NCBI's taxonomy places the organism in Eukaryota, Fungi, Ascomycota, Eurotiomycetes, Eurotiales, Aspergillaceae. The transcript has 6 exons. Gene Ontology annotation, biological process: carboxylic acid metabolic process. Bases 511 to 3552 code for a protein of 1013 amino acids. The record is from RefSeq and is a predicted model, not a curated record.